UGUAAGAUUCAGCGGCAUGUAAACACAGAUGAGCGACAUGGACCAAACUGCUCUAGAUCUUGUUAAGGUGCAUGGAGGUGGAGGGUAUGACUCUGACUUCAGUGAUGAUGAUGGUGGAGGACUGUCCAAACAUGGACAGAAUAGGGCAGGUGAAGAUGAUCUGUUAGAGAAGCCAUUCCAGAAAGGAAAACACACUAAGUUGGCCAAUAAAAAUGUCGCUGCCUCUGAAUGGGACAGAGAGGAAGCCAGAAACCGACGGCAACACCUGAUAUCGAUGAAUGCUUUUGAACGCCACAAGAAGUUUGUCAGUGACUACAUUCUGUACUAUGGAGGGAAGAUUGAUGACUUCAGACGAUCCAUGUCUAAAGAUAAGACAGAUCUGGAUGUGGUAAGAGAAAACCACCGUUUUCUCUGGAGAGAGGAAGAUGAGGAGGAUAUGACAUGGGAGAAAGAGCUUGCAAAGAAGUACUACGAUAAGCUUUUCAAGGAGUACUGUAUUGCAGACCUCAGCAGAUACAAAGAAAAUAAGUUUGGAUUUAGGUGGCGGAUUGAAAAUGAAGUUAUGUCUGGAAAAGGCCAGUUCCUCUGCGGCAACAAACGCUGUGAGAACAAGGAGGGCCUGAAAAGCUGGGAGGUGAAUUUUGCCUAUGUGGAGCAGGGAGAGAAGAGGAAUGCCCUGGUGAAACUACGUCUGUGCCCAGAGUGCUCCUUCAAACUCAAUUAUCAUCAUAAGAGAAAGGAAGUUAUAGUUAAGAAGAGACGGCGAUCGAAAGAGACUGUGGAACAGUCAAAUAAAUCCAAGUCGGCCCACUCCAGAAAGAGUAAACGCAAAGACAAACGGAAACACAAAAAGAGGCGCAAAGAGUAUUCUUCAAGUUCAGGGGAGUCCCAAGGAUCAGAUAAAGGCGCAGAGAGUGAAGAGGAGGAGGAAGAAGAAGAGGGGCCUUCAGAAUCAGAGCACUGGAAGGGCCCAGCCCCUGCUGUGGAGGAGAAGUCACGGGAGGAAGAGUUUGACGAGUAUUUUGAAGACAUGUUUCUCUGAGUGUAGGAAAAGAAGAUCCCAUCAUGUUGUUGUCUUUUGUACUUUUAUGCUUUUGUACAGUAUAGUAUAGUUUGACAAAAAGUUGGCAGUUUUGUUUUUUGUAAUUCUUUUUAUUUUUUGUCUCACUUGGCCUCAUUCAUGAAACACGAGCAGAAUUAUUUUCUUUGUAAAUCCAUACGUAAAUUGUAGCAGCAGUUUACAUAAGAUGGUUUUACGAACAAUUUACGCAAAUUCGUUCUGCACAUGUAAAGUGUUUGUAAAACCAUUCAUGCAUAAUUUUGUGGAUUCAAUUCAGUGUGACAUUUAAUAAGAAUGGUUUUAAGGAUGAUUUACACAGAUUUGUUCAGAGAUUCAUUAAAUUCAGUUUAGUUAAGAAUGGUUUUACAAACAUUUAAAGCUAAUUCUUUCUGCACUUUAAAGCAUUCGUUAAACCAUUAGUGCAUAAUUUGUCGCUUUCAAUUCAAUUUACAGCCGAUUUACACAGAUUUGUUCAGAGAUUCUUUCGAUACAUGCAAUGCAAUUCAAAUUAUAUAAGAAUUGUUUUACUAGCGAUUUACGCAAAUUCAUUCUGCACAUGUAAAGCAUUCGUAAAACCAUUCAUGCAAGUCACUUUCAAUUAAAUUUACAGAUAAUUUACACAGAUUUUUUAAAGAGAUUUAUUCAAUUCAAUGCAAUACAAUUCAUUUUACAUAAGAAUGGUUUUACGAACAUUUACACAAAUUCGUUCUGCAUGUGUAAAGCGUUGGUAAAACCAUUCAUGCAUAAUUUUUCACAUUCAGUUAAAUUUAUAGACGAUUUACACCAAGAAUCUUUCAGAGAUUCAUUCAAUGCAAUGCAAUUAGUUUUACAUAAGAAUGGUUUUAUGAACGAUUUACGCAAAUUCGUUCUGCACAUGUAAAGUGUUUGUAAAACCAUUAAUGCAUAAUUUGUGACAUUCAAUACCAUUUACUUAUGAUAUACACAGAGAUUCUUUCAGAGAUUCAUUCAAUGCAAUGCAAUUCAAUUUACAUAAGAAUGGUUUUAUGAACAAUUUACACAAAUUCGCUCUGUACGUGUAAAGUGUUCGUAAAACCAUUCAUGCAUAGUUUGUCACAUUCAAUUCAAUUUACUGAUGAUUUACACAGAGAAUCUUUCAGAGUUUUUUCAAUCCAGUGAAAUGCAAUUCAGUUUACAUAAGAAUGGUUUUAAGAACGAUUUACGCAAAUUCGUUCUGCACGUGUAAAGUGUUCAUAAAAACAUUCAUGCAUAGUUUGUCGCAUUCAGUUCAAUUUAAACAGAUUCUUUCAGAGAUUCAUUAAAUUCAAUGUAAUGCAAUUCAAUUUACAUAAGAAUGGUUUUACGGACGAUUUAUGUAAAUUCACUCUGUACUUGUAAAGAGUUCGUAAACCACUCAUGCAUAAUUUGUCACUUUCAAUUCAAUUAAUAGACUAUUUACACAGAGAAUCCUUCAGAGAUUCAUUCAAUCCAAUGAAAUGCAAUUCAGUUAACUUAAGAAUUGUUAUACAAACGAUUUACGCAAAUUCAUCCUGUAGGUGUAAAGUUUUUGUAAAACCAUUCAUGCAUAAUUUGUUGCAUUUGAAUUUUAUUUAUGGACAUUUACACAGAGAUUCAUUUAGAGAUUAAUUAAAUUCAAAGCAGUUACAUUUAUGGAACAAUGGUUUCACAAACUAUUUACACAGUAAUGUGUUCUGAUUGUGUUUAAUGAACGAGGCCCACUAUGUUUAGUGGUAUGUUUAAGCAUUUUAUGUUUACCUCUAAAUUUACUUUCCAAGUCUGGUGGGUUUCAAAACAUUUCAUGCAUUUAUAGGUAAGAGAUUAAUUGGGGUUCUUUCAAGAAAGACAUGGAGUUCAUUUAAUAAUUUUACUGCCUUGCAGUAUAGACGACAACAAAUUGGGACCCCAUAGCAAUUUAACUAUGUGCUAAGAGUUUACAAUCAGAGACUAUCAAGAGUGUUUGUAUCCCCUGGCACAUUGAUGACUGUAGAUUUACUGCUGAGCUUGUACACAUAUUCUGCUAAUCUUCAAGAGCUUCUGCAUGGGAAUCAUAAUACAAAUUAUACACCAUACGUCAUUCUCUCAGAGCAAAUUCACAUGGUCAUAAUGGACUAUCAGACUGUCCCAGGGCACAGCUUAGUCAACAGUAAUGGCAGUCAGCCAGUCAAUGUGAAGAAUCAGUCAGGUCGGGUCAGAGAGCCCUUGUUCCCUCUGGUCCAUUAAUCAGUGUGUGUAAUACGUUUACAAAUGUGCAAGUGACCUGUGCAUUCAUGGUGCAAUUUUGUGCUUUCACAAAAAAUAAAAUGAAGAAUAAGGUGUAGUCUACAUUGUUAUGAAACUUUAAAGACCCCAUAAAAUCAUAAUUCAGAGUUUUGAGGCUUUUAGUCCAUGUGUGUUGUCCUUGAGGUCAUCUAUUGCACUCCUAAACAUUGACAAAACACCCUUUUCACACACACGUGCAUUUAAAAGGUGUCUUUCUCUUUUGUGAAAAUGGACCAAAAAUAUUGAUGACUCAUCCUGCACUAAACAGGUUUUUGUCCAAUUAACUGGUCUCUAGAAUAAGACUGUCCCUCCCCUGCAAUCGACCAGCAAGUCACUGCAAACAUCAUUGUUGUGACAAACCUAAAGCCUAUUGGCUAUUUAAACAAACAGAGACAAGCUCUUCGAUAUGUCCCAAGCAAAUUUCUGGUACAACCGUAAAUGUCAACACAGGAGAGAAAAAAGGACUCGUCAAGCUAUUUCUGGAUUUGUAUUGUCAGAAGUUAAAGUGCAAGAAAGCAGCAGUCUUCCAUGAAACUUGUGGAGAGAGGGGACAUUUGUUUCGGCCCUCAGCCAAUUACCUGAGCCUCUUUACCUGGGGAUGAUCCAGCUUUAUUAGGUAAUCCCUAGCAUGAUAGAAAAGUCUAUCUAAAAGAAGUCUAUCUAAAAGAAGUUCCUGACAUGCCCUCCUAACCACCUGAUAGAUCUAGGCGGUCACCAAGACCUCAAACUAACAGUUGAUGUGGUCAGUGAUUACUCAAGACUCAGUUAAACUCUGAAUAAUGUGUUUAUUUGUUUACAUAACAUAAUUUUCAGUAUCUUAUAUGUGCGGUAGUAUUCAGUCAGUGGAUCAAAUAUCAGUUCCAUGCUCACUCAGAAGGAUGCAUUACAUCUUAUUGCAAUUUUAUACACAGAGCGCACAAACCAUUAACCUGAGAUGGGAUUAACUUGCAUUUUGGUUAUUUCCGUCUGGUCUGGGUUUAGGGGGUUUGACAUUUGAAUAUAGUCACUAGUUCUUGUGAAGACAUUUAGACUGCAAAGAACCUGCCGUGGCCCGUUAUUUGAUUAAAGGCUUUGAUCGAUUUUUCCAAUUCAUUGUUGACAAGUGAACGUUGCACAAGGUGUUUUAUGUAAUUUAGGGUCAAAUUUAUUAGAUUUUAAUUUCUGAUCAAUCUCUCUGGCAGUCAUUAUGCAUAAAUGUGUUUGCAUCCAAUUGCUGUACUGCAUGAUGUUUUUCCUAAAAUGCCAUGCCUAUUUUUGAUAUGCUAUCUUUUGAUAUCCAAGUGCAUCUGCCAAAAUAAGUUAAAAUGUUACUGCUGUUGUCAAAUUCUCAAAAGAUCAGAAAAGAAAACAAAACAUGGGACUUCGACCUUACAAACUGUGUUAGUGCCUUCUGCCAGGGGAGAUGUCUAAAGGCUCCAGUAGUCUGCUUUAAAUAAGCAUGGUAUUUAAAGAUUAAAUCUGAGUGAAUCUCAGGAGCUGCCUCCCCCUCAUCAAAAUUAGUUCAGUCCAAUCUCCUUAGAGGUUUACACAUGCUCAAGUACUGGUUGUUCCCUAUCAUCUUGUCAUACAUACAAUACAACAUAGCAAUAAUUCAAAUGUUUGGUAUAAAUAAAUACCUCUAUAUAAUCAAUUGAUAUUCUAUUAAAUUAUUUAUGCUCAAUGUUAUAUUUUCAUUAAUAAAUUAUGUCUGAAAACUAUGUUUGAUGUAAGCUUAGGUGUGAAUAAAUGAUUAAAGAACAAACAUCAAAGUUCUGAUCAUACAUUUUCUUCACAGCACCAAAUACACAGAAUUAGCCACUUAGUUGUGUAGCCUUCUCAGCUUCGUCUUCUUUCAAGCACAAAAAGUAUCUUUGAAGGAUUCAAAAGUCCUGUGUCGUUCCCAUCAAAAUACAAAUGCAAAAAGCAAUUGCAACAAGUAGUAACUCUUGCAGUCAAGAGAUGUUAGCCUUUGCAGUGCCAUGAUCUACCCUUUGAACAUUUCAUUACAAAGCACUUGCUAACCCACCACAGCUUGUAAAAGCUCAUAUUCAAGCAAAUUGAUCCUUGAACUUUAAAGAAAUCAACUGAUAUGUAUGAAAAAAAAAAAGAGAAGUCUAAGUGGGGAUGAAUUCUUAAAGUAAAUUCAAUUCAAAGCUUCUAUGAUUUUACAGAGAAGCUAAACACAGCUUGAUUCCAGAAUUUGUUAAAGAUUGCUGAUAGAUUAGGAAAUGUUGCUUAAUGUUCUAAUUCUUCAUCUUUUCCAGUUUAAAGGACAUCAAAAGUCUUGAGACAAAUAAUCAAGUGUUAGGGAUUCGAAAAACACACUCCAAAUAAGCUCUGACUUAACUACAGAACAUUAUAACAUGUAGGGUUGUGUUUUGGCUACUAUAUUGUGGCAAAUGUAAUAGUUGCAUAUGGCAUACUUCCUCCACCGUUGAUAGAUGUUAAUGGUACAGUCAAAGUGAAAAGAACUAUUAGGAACGAGCAAGAAAUUGUCUAUAUGGUCAAGAUAAGCUGGUUCUCUAGGCUGGCACCCCUUCAGAAAGAGAAACCAUGUACGAUUCUUCCAUUUCUGGUAAAUGCCUGCGUGUUCACUUGGAGAAGGUACAUCCAUGGAAUUGAGACAGAAGCAGAGAAAGAAGGAAGCUGGUGAAAACAUAUGAUCAAAGGAGCACGUUUCACCUCCAUGUUUGCCAGCCAGCCCAGACUUCUUUGGAUCUGGAUUUC
Messenger RNA from Myxocyprinus asiaticus (Chinese sucker), 6004 nucleotides. It is a transcript of the gene fra10ac1, whose product is annotated as FRA10A associated CGG repeat 1. Gene Ontology annotation, molecular function: phosphatase activity. Gene Ontology annotation, biological process: dephosphorylation. Lineage: Eukaryota; Metazoa; Chordata; Actinopteri; Cypriniformes; Catostomidae. The coding region runs from base 29 to 1042 and encodes 337 amino acids. The record is from RefSeq and is a predicted model, not a curated record. The transcript is spliced from 14 exons.